AUGUCGGUAACUUACCGGCGACGAAUAGGUCCAGUAAUUGUGCAAGCUAUCUGCCUAUGGUCUUCAAAAAGCGGUGGCCUUUCCGUAAAACUUCUCAGCAUGCGUGUGAUUCGUAUAUGGAAAUUUGCGCAGAAUAUGUUCGAGGCUCAGCAUAAAGCAGUACUUGCGGGACUGAAAACUCGUGUACAGUACAUGUAUGAGCUCCUUCUUGACGGGUAUGGAGUUACGGCCAAGGCAAUCUUCACGGUUCCGUCACGCCAAUGGCGACUUGCAAGGCUUAUUAUAGAAAAGGGCUUUCGCAUUCUUAACAAGGCUCUGGUGAUGUAG
This is a messenger RNA of Enterobius vermicularis (human pinworm), 327 nucleotides long. The record is from the annotation of a GenBank genome assembly. NCBI's taxonomy places the organism in Eukaryota, Metazoa, Nematoda, Chromadorea, Rhabditida, Oxyuridae.